Molecule: messenger RNA, 534 nt
Organism: Closterium sp. Naga37s-1
Lineage: Eukaryota; Viridiplantae; Streptophyta; Zygnematophyceae; Desmidiales; Closteriaceae
Source: the annotation of a GenBank genome assembly
AUGGCAGGGCUCAGAGCCUCCAGGUCCACCACGAGCAGCGAGCCUCGGGCUCUUUGUGGCAACGGCAGCGGCGGCGGCGAGGGCAGCAGUAGUGGCUCUGUGGACGCAGCAGCGAUCCUGGAGGAGCACAACAACGCACGGCGUGAAGUGGGCGUGCCGGACCUGGCGUGGGACGAUGGUGUGGCGGCAGCAGCGCAAGAGUGGGCGAACCACCUCGCAUCCAUCAACUGCCCAUUGGAGCACGGCGGAGCAGAGGGGCUUGGGCAGAACCUCUACUGGCUCAGCCCUGCAGGGCUCACAAGCGAGGAGGACCGUGGUGCCGUGCAGGCGUGGGUGGAUGAGAAGGCUGACUGGACGCCUAGUCCCAUCCCUGACGGGUGUGUGGAGGGGAAGAUGUGUGGGCACUACACACAGGUGGUGUGGCGGGACACCACGCAUGUGGGCUGUGCCUCUGCGCAGUGCCCUGACGGAAGCGGCAUGUGGGUGUGUGAUUACUCUCCGCAGGGGAACAUUGUUGGGUCCAUGCCCUUCUAG